GGUUCUUUGAAACUCACUGCUCGAAUGAACCGAUUCCUGGAUUAGUUAGAUUUCGCACCGCUACUAUAAGAUGUAAUGCUAAAAUAGUUACAUUGAGUUAUUUUGACGUCAUCUGCACGAUUUACUCAAAUGAGUCCAAAGAACAAAACUGCCGGAAAAUGAUUUCUUGUUUUGUGUAAAGAGCGACUGCGAACAAACGGGACAGCGAAAUGGAGGUCGCGCGCUAGCUAUUAGCUAAAGCUAACGGAUCAGCUUCAUAACGAAGAGUUCCAAUCAUCAUCUUAGCGAACAGAUAUUCUGUUUGAACAAUAGUGUCUCUCUGCUAUGGAGGAGAGUGUGAGCCCUGAGCUGGUUCAAGCCCCUGUGCCUGAGCCCAGCCAGGAUCCCGUGGAUACCAGCUCACAAGAACCAUCACCGGUCUCAGAAGAAGUCAAAGAUCAGAAGGAGCAUGGUGAUAUUAGUGAAGACAAAGUAGAAGACCCUGACAAAUCCUUGAAGCCUGCAUGUGGUUUUAAGAAGACUUGGGGAUUUCGUCGGACCACCAUUGCUAAGAGAGAAAUCCCUGGAGAAAUGGCAGCAGAGACCCCAGAAAGCAAAGGCGCACCUGUCCGUCGCAGUGGCCGACAGGCGAAGCGCACAGACAAACUGGAAGAGUUUCUGGUCACAGUGAAGAGAGGAAGAGGAGCUGGUAGGAGAAGUUGCCCUUCACGAAUUGAGGGAGGGGAUCCUCCAUCCCAGACCCCAACCGAUGCUGAAACUGCUUCCGAGGCCAGCUUUGAUGGAAAUGCAGAAGCCAAAAUAGAGGAACAAAAAGUAGCUUCACCAGAGAAAAAGAAAAGGGGCAAAGGAAGGGCAAAGAGGGCAGUGAAGCCCAAAGCAGGUGGAGGCUCUGUGAGUGAUGAUGAUGGCAGCUCUGAAAAUGAAGAGGAGGCUGGCGAAGAGGUAGCUAAAGACACUCAAGAACAUGUUGAGACUGUAGCCUUUGCUGAAGAUGCAAAGGAUGUGGAAGCAAAAGAGGAGCAACCAAUAGAUGUGGUAACAAAAGAAGAGAAGGAUUUGGAGGAGGGUAGUAAGAAUGAUGAGAAGUCCUUAAACGAGUCUGUAAAUAAACGUCCUACCAGAGCUUGUAAAGACUCUAAACGAGACACUAAACCCAAAGUAGGAGUGAAACUCCGCAAAGAGAAAAGAGAGGAGGAGGAUGAUGAUGAUGAUGAUGACGACGAUGAUGAUGAGUCAUCGUCAUCCAGUGAGUCCGACAGUGAUGGGUAUGACCCUAAUGCACUUUACUGCAUCUGCAGGCAGAAACACAACAAAAGGUUCAUGAUCUGCUGCGAUCGCUGUGAGGAGUGGUUUCAUGGUGACUGUGUUGGCAUCUCUGAGGCACGUGGCCGGCUGAUGGAGAGAAAUGGAGAGGAUUAUGUCUGUCCGAACUGCUACACACAAAAAGGACAGAUUUCCAAGGCCGGUUCCUCCACUGCAGCUGCAGAGAAUGGCAAACGGCCAGUAGUUGGCCCUCGUAAAACAGAGACUGGUCUUACUGCACCAUCUAGCAAUGCUGCAGCUGCCGCAGAAGAAAAAGCUGAUGACCUGGGCAUCAAGGGCAGGAUCGAGAAGGCUACCAAUCCUAGUGGGAAAAAGAAAAUAAAGAUUUUCCAGCCGGUGCCUGCAGCAGAGGGAUCAUCCCUCCCAAAGUGCAUCGGGCCUGGCUGUGAGAGAGAUGCCCUCCCUGACUCUGUGUACUGUGGAAAUGACUGCAUACUCCGACACGCUGCAGCCGCCAUGAAGACCAUCACCACAGAUGGAAAAGACUCCAAGCAGAAAGAGAAGGGCAAAUCCAAAGCACAGAAAAAGACCACAAAUAAAUCACCACAGAAGAAAAGCUCUGGCCCUGAAAGGAGGUCCUCUUCUAACCAAGGUCAGGAGCAGGAGUCAGCAUCUGGGGCUGAGGAAGAUGACGACUAUGAAGACAAGCACGCAGAGGAGCAUCCACCACCACCAGCCAUGUCGUCUUGGUCCAGUGACCAUAAUUACAUUGCAGUAACGCCUGAAAAGACUACAGCCAUAUCAGCAUCUGUGUUAAACAAAGCGUCAGCUGCCCUUAAAGACAAAGAAAAGGAGGACCAUGUAGAAGCCAAACCAGAAAAGGAGACUGCAACCCCUGACAAGAAAGCUCCCACCCCAAAUGUUACUCCCAAAGGUGGUAAAAAGUCCCCUGGCUCUAAAGGGACAAAGACACCUGUUGCGGCCUCCUCUGUUCCCAAAGGCAAAACAAGUGCGACACCUGUGAGCAGUGGCAGAGAAUUAAGAAAACAGCCGAUACCACCGGCCAAAGCAAAGAAACCGGUACCUCCACCACCCCCAGUUCCACUUUUAUCUCCAUCAGGUCCUGGAUCUCGUCACCAUGCCUCUGGAGCUCUUCGCGUGACCAAGAGCACCUUUACUAUACCCAAAAAACAGCCACAGGCAGGGCAAAAGGAAUCUGCAGAGCCGGGUCCCUCACCCACCUCUAGAACCCCACCAUCGUCACUGUCAUCUACCCAACACCCACCACCUAAACCUACCCCUCCUGCUGCUCCUCCAUCGGCACCACCCAACAACCAGAUGAGAUCCAACAUCAGACGCUCACUGACUGAUAUUCUGUAUAAAAGAGUGAGUGACAGUGAUGAUCUCUCAAUGUCUGAGAGCGAAGUGGGAAAGUUGGCCGUAGGCAUUGAGAAGGAGAUGUUUAACCUUUGCAUGAACACUGAUAACAAGUACAAAAACAAGUACAGAUCCCUUAUGUUCAACCUCAAGGAUCCCAAAAACAAGGGCCUGUUCUACCGCGUAGUUGGGGGAGAAAUCAGUCCUUUUAGGCUGGUGAGACUGAGUCCAGAAGAACUUCUGUCCAAGGAGCUGUCAGACUGGAGAAAAUCUGAGAGCUCUGAGAAGAGUUUGGAUAAAAGUGGAAGAUCCCAGUCAGGACAGCUCAAAAGUGGAUCCAGACAGGAGGCUACUCCCCUAGAUAUUGAUAUGGAGGAAGCUCCUCCAAUGUCUGACGGAGAUGUAUGUAUGCCUGCCACUUCCCAAUCUCCUCACUUGGCUUCUGCUGCUGACUCCCAAGAGGACACACGACCAACUUCAGCACCAGCUUCUACUGGGAAAGGUAACUCGAUGCCAGAUAUCUUUAGUAGUAUGCUGAAAGACACCACAGCAGAGCACCGGGCUCAUCUCUUUGACCUGAACUGCAAGAUCUGUACAGGCCAGAAGUCUGCAGAGGAUGAACCGCCAUCUAAGAAAACCAAAAUGUCUGCACCUAAAAAGCCAGAGCCAUCUUUUAAGUCUAAACCAGAGCCACGACCAUCCAAACCCCCUGCUGAUUUCCCUCAAGUUUCCUCUCAUUCUGGUCAUGAGACAACUUUACCUGAUUCAACGACUGUGAUGGAAGAUCUGAGCAGUGUUUUUCCUGUAGUUCAGGCCCCAGUGGCUGCUGCUGUACCGGCAGUGUCUUCUGUAACAAUAACUCGAAGGGACCCUCGUACUGCUGGUCACCGAUCAUCUGUGCCACAAAUAGUUCCUGAUGUUGUUCCUACUAUGCCAGCAAAUGUUCCCAUCUCUGUUGAACCUGCAGUUGUGGAAGCAAAGGUUCCUUUGCCAAUGCCCCCUCCUGCCCCAGCAUCUCUAGCCAGACCUGUGGUGCCAAAACCAACUAGUGAGCCCCCUCCUGAAGGUGAAACUGCUUUGUUUUUGUCUGGACAAGAAAUGAUGUGGAAAGGAUUCAUAAACAUGCACUCCGUGGCCAAGUUUGUCACAAAAGCCUACUUGGUUUCUGGAUCGUUUGAACAUAUUAAAGAGGACUUGCCUGACACCAUUCACAUUGGUGGUAGAAUAUUACCGCACACUGUGUGGGAUUAUGUGGGAAAGUUGAAGACUUCAUUAUCGAAAGAACUAAGUCUUAUUCGUUUCCAUCCAGCGACUGAGGAGGAGGAGGUGGCAUACGUGUCUCUGUUUUCUUAUUUCAGUAGCCGCAAGCGAUUUGGAGUAGUGGCAAAUGGCAACAAGCGAAUUAAAGACCUUUACCUCAUCCCUCUAAGUUCAAAAGAUCCACUUCCUUCAAAGCUUCUGCCGUUUGAUGGUCCAGGGCUGGAACCAGCUCGUCCAAAUCUGCUUUUGGGGUUGUUGAUUUGCCAGAAAGACAAGAAACGUUCUGGAGCCCCUUUAGAGAAUGAAGAAAAACGAUCUAAAACGUUAAGAGAUGAAGAGACGGGCCUUCCAAAACCAUCUACGAUUAGUAAAUCUGAAAUAAAACAGGACAAAGUUCAUCGAUCUAGUCUGGAUGCUAUAAGUACAACACCGCCAGGCUCCCCUCCACCCCUUGGUGUCGCAGAUUCUUCAAGUUCUGUCUCUUCUGUGUUGUCCUUACUCUCCUCUGUGAAAGCAACUGGUGUCAGCACAGGCAGUAAUUCUCCAUCCUCUAUUGCAGCAUCUGCAGUUUCCUCCACACCACUUCAGACUAUCCUGAAAACACUUUUUGGUAAAAAGAAGCAAGAUUCUGAUGUUUCAUUAUCACCUUCUGAUCAAAGUGUUGCAGAUGUCUCUCUGCCUUCAGUGUCCAUGCUAGAUCCAAUUGUUCAGCAGUUUGCAAUAAUUAAGGGGAAAGAGGUAGUACAGGAUGAUAGACCAUAUGAUCCUGAAGAAGAAUAUGAUCCGGCCAUUGGGUAUGAUACAGAAAACACCCAUGAUACAACAAAAGCAUCUGCUGUUCAGCAAGCAGAGGUCUCGUCUGUGGUAGAUGAUGUUGCUUAUGACCCUGAGGAUGACUCUCUGUUUGAUGAGGUUGAGACUGAUCCAGGUUCAAAGAAAUUACCUGAGCAUCAAAAAGUGCUUGAAGAUAAACAAAUGGUGGAACAGAAGUAUGAGGAACCAGUUCAUCAGCACAUACCAGAGACGUUAAUUUCCCAGCCUAUUACAUCUCUGUUGGCUAACAAUCAAUUGCUUCAACUUGGCAAAAAGGUUGAAGAGAUGGUGACAAAGGGUUCAGCUACUCCAGUAAUUAACCAAAGAAGAGACCCAAGGCAGAGUAGAGACCCUAGACAGACAGCUGCAAGUAGAAGACAGAUGUCUGAUUCCACAGAAAUGGAGGAGGAAUCUUUUAUUACUACAGACAAAUCAUCCACACAACAGGAAACAGAGAUAUCAGAAACCGAAACCUGCACUGCCACAGCUGCUGACACACAAACUCCUGAACUGGAUCCUACUGAGGAAACAUCAGUAGAGGAACCUUCAGAAGCUGCAGAUAUAUCCAUAAUGCAAGUCACUAGCACCUUGGAUUCAGUGCAGCCUGCCAUUGUGGACCCUGAAGUAUCCAUGUCUGAGGAGGCAGGGGAGAGUAAGAAAGAAAGCAAGUGUGAAGAGAUGCCUUUUUUUGAUACAGAAAGCACAGAAGUUUCUAUUCCGUUACUAGGGGAAAAAAUUGACCCAGAGUUAGUUGAAAGUUAUAUGGACAAAGAACCUGAAGAGGAACACAAAACUAAGGAUAAUCCCAUUGAGUCUGAGUUGAAAAGUUUUGAAGAGGUUUGGCCUAAUUCUGCCAGUAUUUUAAAAGUUGACCAAGCUUUGUCCACUGGACUGUCUGUUUCUCAAACUGAUGAAGUUACAUCAGUUGGGCACCCUAUUGAGACCACUGCAACUACAUAUUAUAACAUUUCAACAAUCAAUACUUUAUCUGCAUCUGCACACUCAAGAAUGCCACAAGAUGUUAUCCAAGACAACUCGUCUUAUAUGGAAUCACUUAGUUCCCAUAUUCAACACAUACCAACAACAAACCCUGCUAACAUUCCACCUCCAAUGUCUUUCCCUCCACGUAUUGGACCUCCCCCUAUUCUUGGUCCACCUCCCAUACAAGGCCCUCCACCAAUAACUGUUCCUCCACCCAUGCAUCUCCCUCCUCCAAUGUCAGGACCGCUAUCAAUGCAGAUUCCCCCAAUGCAAGGUCCACCUCGUCCCCUUGGAGAUAAGGAUCAUUCUCAAUAUCCACCACCAUCUUCUUAUCCACUAUUCCAGAAUCAAUGGAGUAGCAAUUCUCAGUUUGAUGCUGCUCCUAGAGUUCCACUACCUCCAAACUUUACACCAAGAGGACCACCUCCAUUCCAACCAAUAGGUCAGAGAGGUCCACCUCCUCAGAUAUUUGAUAAUUCUAUUAAUUCACUGCCCCCUCAGCAUAUUGGACUGAGAGGACCACCUCCAGGCCCUCCACCACCUGGGCCACCCCUUCCCAAUUUUGAUGGACAAAGGUUUAAUGGGCCUCCACCCCCAUUUAAUUUCUCUGCACCCAGAGGCCCACCUCCACCAUUCCCCGGUCCCCCUCCAAAUCAUUUUGAUAAUAGAGCACCACCACCAUCCCACUUCUCCGCUACAAGAGGUCCGCCUGCGCUUCAUAACAUUGUGGAUCAUGGCCCUUCAUCUAGUAUAACAAGAGGGUCUGCAGAUCAGUUUGAAGAUAGUGGAAACACUUAUCGUCAGGGAUUAGAGAAGCCCCAGAUACUCCCACAAGUUUCUUCUUUUAGAGGCCCUCCACCAAACCCCUUUGAUGGGCGAAGAGGACCUACAGGUCCUACAGGUGAAAUAUCAGGGCAGCGAUUUCCACUUCCGAACCAAUUUCGUAGUUCACCUCAGCAUAGGGGAUCUUUUGAGGAACCACGAGGAACUUCAUCUCAAGACUUUGAAAGGCACCUGGGACUGGCAGUGCCGCAGUUUGGCGGGCCAAGAGGUCCACCACUGGGACAUUAUGAUAAGGAAGCUGUUGGUCAGCCAAUACGAUUUAACUAUAAAGAUGAUACUCAGAGUGACGUCCGAGAUGCAAGAGAUGUCCGGGACGCAAGAGACAUUAGAGACAUCCGGGAUGCAAGAGACAUCCGGGACCCUAGAGACAUCCGGGACCCUAGAGACAUCCGGGACCCUAGAGACAUACGGGACAUUAGAGACAUCCGGGACGCAAGAGACAUUAGAGAUGUGCGCGACCCAAGAGAUGUUCGAGACGUCCGGGACCCAAGAGAUGUUCGGGAUGUAAGGGACAUCCGAGAUGCAAGAGAAGUUCGAGACAUCCGAGAUGCAAGAGAAGUUCGAGACAUCAGAGAUGCAAGAGAAGUUCGAGACAUCAGAGAUGCAAGAGAGGUUCGAGACGCUAGAGAAGUUCGAGACGGCCGAGACACAAGAGAAGUUCGAGAUGGCCGAGACGCAAGAGAAGUUCGAGACGUUCGAGACACAAGAGAGGUCCGAGACGCAAGAGAAGUCCGAGACAUCAGAGAUGCAAGAGAUGUUCGAGACGUCCGAGAAGCAAGAGAAGUUCGAGACGUACGAGAAGCAAGAGAAGUUCGAGAAGUCCGAGAAGCAAGAGAAGUUCGAGACGUCCGAGAUGCAAGAGAAGUUCGAGACGUAAGAGACGUCAGAGAUCUAAAAGACAUUCGAGACAUCCGAGACAUUAGAGAUAUUAGGCCUAUUCGUGGACCUCUGCUACCAACACCUCCUGAAGGUCCUAUACCAAUACUGGCUCGUAUAGGUGGACACAGCCCCGACACCCACCGUGAUGAACCCUGGAGACGGCACUCCCCUGAAAUGCGAAGACGAAGCUGUUCCAGCAGAGAUGGUUCAGAGUCACAUACCCGCCCAAGUAGAUUUGAGGGUGGUCCACGUGACAGAGAUGCCCCUUCAAGAUUGUCAGAAGAGAGGCAGCGUGAAUUGUCUGAGGACAGGAGGAGAGACAGAGACAGAGAAAGUGGUCAUGGUGGACGAUCAUGGGCCUGGAAUAGGGAACAUGAGUAUGACAGAGGCAAAGAAAGGGAUCGGGAAAGAGACCGGAGCAGGGAAAGAGAUAGGGAGCGGGGUCACAGCAGGGAAAGGGAGAGAGAACACAGCAAAGAGAGGGAUCGCAGUAGAGGCAGAGAGUCUGACCGAGGCAAGGAGUCCGACCGAGGCAAGGAGUCCGACCGAGGCAAGGAGUCCGACCGAGGCAAGGAGUCCGACCGAGGCAAGGAGUCCGACCGAGGCAAGGAGUCCGACCGAGGCAAGGAGUCCGACCGAGGCAAGGAGUCCGACCGAGGCAAGGAGUCCGACCGAGGCAAGGAGUCCGACCGAGGCAAGGAGUCCGACCGAGGCAAGGAGUCCGACCGAGGCAAGGAGUCCGAACGAGGCAAGGAGUCCGACCGAGGCAAGGAGUCCGACAAAUAUGGAGAUGGAGACAAAAGAAGAGACCGAGAUCGAGACAGAGACCGAGAGCGUGGCAGGGAGAGAGAAGACAGAAAGGACCACGAUCGAGACAGAGCGAAAAACAGAGACAGAGAGAGAGAAAAAGACCGUGACAGAGAUCGGGAUAGCAGGGACAGAAGGAGAGAACGCUCAAGGAGUCGUGAACGAGAUCGUGGUAAAGAGCGUGACCGAAGAGAUCGUGACAGAGAACGGGACAAAGAUAGAGGCAAGGAGAAAGAAAGAGACAGACGGGAUAGAAGCAGGAGCAAAGAAAGGAAAGAUGACAGAAAGGAAAGAUCUGACAGCUCAAGAGCAAAGUCUACAGAUUCUGAAAACCCAUCAUAAAGGUCAUUCAUAUUCAAUCUUGAGUGAUACUUUUUCCUUUCUAAAUUUGCAUGGGUUUGAACUUUGUGCUUAAGUCUCUUUUGUAUAUUUUCUUGCUGAAUAUUUUAUGCUUUUUACUUACAAGCGUUGUACUUUGUAUGUGAUAAUUUUGUCAGCACAACACUUUUUCUUGUAUUGCUAUUUUAAAGAAAACUAUGAAAACCUUAACAGAUAAGGAUAAAACAGGACAUGUAAAUAUGUAUGUAUUUGUGUAAAUACAGGUACGUUUUUAACUACUUGUUUUUUUUUCUAAAUAGAGAGCUCAUAAGCCAUAUAGCUUUGAAAUUAUGUUUAAAGGAAAAAAUGUCUUCAAAAGAAGGUCUUUGUAUGGUAAAAGCUUAACCAGCAUUUAAUGAAUGUCUCUAAAGGCUAUUGUUAAUGAUUGACCUCAGAGAUUACAUUUGUUCAAUAAAUUCUGUCAUAAUGA
Molecule: messenger RNA, 9031 nt
Organism: Danio aesculapii
Lineage: Eukaryota; Metazoa; Chordata; Actinopteri; Cypriniformes; Danionidae
Gene: dido1
Product: death inducer-obliterator 1
Exons: 17
Coding region: 325-8565 (2746 amino acids)
Biological process (GO): apoptotic signaling pathway; DNA-templated transcription
Cellular component (GO): nucleus
Source: RefSeq, a predicted model, not a curated record